This is a messenger RNA of Doryrhamphus excisus (bluestripe pipefish), 5652 nucleotides long. The record is from RefSeq and is a predicted model, not a curated record. Lineage: Eukaryota; Metazoa; Chordata; Actinopteri; Syngnathiformes; Syngnathidae.
UGAGGACGCGGUCAGCCUCGCGCGCGCUCCCUGCGUAGGACAACCAUCAUUAAUUUUCACGGUGCCUUCGCCUCUCAUCGUCGGGGAGGAAACUCAACCACAACCGGGCGUGUGUGUGUGAGCGUGGGAGGGAAUUCCACCAUUCACGCGUGGAGCAGCAGGAUAACGGUGUAGUGGACACACACGCGUGGGGAGCACUGACAAGCGUCCCACUCACGGAACGGCCUGUCCGGCGAUGGCGAGCCAGGCUUCGGAUAGCGACGUCCGGCCUGCGUCGGUGGAGGCCGGCCACCCGGAGUCGGACGGCCACCCGGAGUCGGACGGCCACCCGGAGCCGGCCCGCUACCCGGAGCCGGCCUGCCUGGAGGCGCAGAAGUGGAUCGAGGCGGUCACAGGGAAGAGUUUUGGAGCCAAGGACUUCCGCGGCGCCUUGGAGAACGGCAUCCUGUUAUGCGAGCUGCUCAGUGCCAUCAGACCAGGCCUGGUCAAGAAGAUCAACCGACUGCCCACCCCCAUAGCCGGCCUGGACAAUCUGUCCGUCUUCCUGCGGGGCUGCCAGGACUUGGGCUUGAAGGGCUCGCAGCUCUUUGACCCGGGUGACCUGCAGGACACGUCCAUGAGAGCCAACCUCAAGGACUCCGACUGCAGCCGCAAGCUGAAAAACGUGCUGAACACCAUGUUCUGGCUGGGCAAAGCUGCCAGCGGUUGUGCCUCAUAUAGCGGACCAACGCUCCACCUGAAGGAGUUUGAAGGACUGCUGGCACAAAUGAAGGUGGACAGCGAGGAGUCGGCAGACGGUUCCCAGAAGCGCAGCGUACGAGACAGCGGCUACGACUGCUGGGACUCGGAGCGCAGCGAGUCGCUCUCACCGCCGAGGCACACGCGAGACGACUCGCGAGACGACUCGCUGGACAGUCUGGACUCUUUUGGCUCUCGCUCGCAACACAGUCCUUCGCCUGACGUGGUCAACCGAGCCCACGCUGACGGACGAGGCGGCGAUGUGGAGGUCGACGGCGCCGGCAGGAAGCCGGACGUGCAGAAGGACGACAUGUCGGCCAGACGGAGCGCCGGCAGCGAAUCACGGAGCUCCGUUCCCUUCAACCAGUUCCUUCCCAACCGGAGCAACGCCAGUUCCUACGUGCUAACCCCGCGGCGGAAAGCACAGGCAGAGGACGGAGAGCAGCGCAGAUCCUCCUCCUCCUCCUCACCUUCCCCCGCCAAGGAGCAGCCCAAGAGAUCAGCGUCCCCAAAUAUCAUCCUCCGCCGCCAUAAUGACUUCCUGAGCUCUCACAAAAACGCUUGGGACUCCGACGACAACGAGGAAGACGGGGCGGAGGGGCGGAAGGUUCCGGAUGUUAGAAGAGACGACCUGGCGUCCCGGCGGGCUCCUCGUGGGCCCGCGGCGCCCCGGGCGCCUCAGUUUGUGCCGCCGGCAUGCAGCAGCAAAGACCGGGAACGCUGGGAAGGCAUCAGGCGCUCUUCCCAACAAACCCUGCAGGAGCAGGAGACCAGCGAGGCGGAGCAAAUCCCUGACAUCAUAACGUGCAAAGACUCCGCCCCUCGCCACCGGGACAAGGAGGAAGAGGAGGAUGAGAGGGGGAAGGACGAGGCCGAGGAGGGAGGCGAGGGAACGGUCAAAGCCACGCCCGAUAAGCUGACGGACGACCUAGCUCUUAGGCGGGUUCAUGCUAGGCCACGCCCCCUUCACCGGGACAGUGGACCAAUGAGCUUGGCGUCCGCCGCCAUGAGCCAAGCGGACAUGCGGAAGUGGGAGAGGCUGAGGAUGAGUGAACACAGUGAGCCCAGCCCCGCCCCCGUGUGUCAGUCUUGCUUGGAGAAAACGUGCACAAGCUCCCCCGGCGGACGGGGUCACGGAAAAUGGGUGACAUUUGGCGGCGUGACCGAGAUCGGGCAGCCGAUAGGCCAAGGGACGGGGUCGGAGUUGCCAGGGCGACUCCUCUCCAAGGCGACCGUCGCUGUGCCAACAAAUGGCCUGGGCUCCCUGCUCUUGAAGCGGGAACGCAGCCUCCCUGACGGAAGCAGCCCCCACCCCCACCUUUCACCCGGCGCUCCAGAGGCUCCUUGCUCCCCUGCUGAGCUGGACGCCUAUCCGGAGAAGAGGAUGAAGGAGCAGGAGGAGGAGGAAGUGAGGACACCGGAUGUUCGGAAAGAUGACAUGAUGGUGAGAAGAACGGGAAUCUUCCAUAAGGAAAACACGGCGGCACCGCCUUGCAUCCGCUUCCUGCCUCAACCCGCUUCCGAGCGCUGCUCCCGGGACGAGGGCGGCGCUGGCACCCGGGAAGUGGACCGAAUGAAGAGCGGGAACAUAAGAGAAGCGGGAGAUGAGAUUCCUCACGGAAGAGUGAAGCGGGAGCACGUUGACGGUGGCGACGCAAACGAGGCUCCGCCCAACUUGGUGAAGGAUGACAUGAUGGCUCGGAGGACCACGGCCUUCCAUAAAUCACAUGUGGCCUUCAGCCGCUUCCUGCCGGUGCCGGGCGGGGUGAAGCGGCCGCCAAGCGAACCCGAGCGGGGAGAAAAGGGGGCCGGCGGAAGUCUCAGCAGUGGCGUGGGUGUGGCAGCCCGACAUCAGACUCCACCCUCUGAGUGCGCGGGGCCGUUGGUGGAUGACAGGGAGCAAAAAGGGGACGUCCUUGAGGCGUCCUCAUCCUCGCAGGCUCGCCUCCCGCCUUGUGGGGAGGUAGAGUUAGGAAGUAAGUUGGCGAGGGCUGAGGAAAGGAGGGAGGAGGAGCCAAGAAAGACAUCCUUGUGGGCGGAGGAUGAAAAUCUGCCGCCAAUGAUGACGAGCCGACGAGUUGCUUUCAGGUCCCAAGACACCGAGAGCGUCAGCCUGAGCGACAUGGCCAACGACGACCCGGCAGGACACGUGAUGCAGCCGCCUAGCGUGUCGCAUCACGAGCGCCCGUGUAACACCUUCCAGGAGGACGACGACCAGUGGCAAAGCGACUUGGCCCGCUGGAAGAGCCGCCGUCGCUGCGCCUCGCAGGAGCUGAUCAAAAAAGAAGAAGAGAGGAAGAGGAUGGAGCGAAUGACGGAGGAUGGGGGCGACUGCAACAAGAGGAAGAGCAUCAAGACCUACAAGGAGAUCCUGGAGGAGAAGGAGCGUCGAGAGGCGGAGCUUUGCAAGGCCUACCGCAGUGCCGCCACCCCGGAGGAGGCGGCUGUGGUUCUGCAACGCUACGCUCUCCGCUUCACUAUCAGCGACGCCACGCUGGACUACCUCAAGCUCCCCAGGUCCACCUCAAACCCCGAGCCGGACCUAAAGCAGGCGGCGGGGGAACCGGAAUCACCAGAACACAAACUCAUGGAAUGUGACUGGAUGAGAAGAGCGGCUGAAAAAGCAACGCCACUUGACGCUUCCGCCGAGGCGCGGCUCCACUCUCCAGGAAACCCACCGGGGCUAUCCCGAGAAUCCCAUCCACCUCCGAUGCGGACAUCUCCAGAACCUGUCAUGGCAGUGGACGCACCACCUCGGAUGGCAGAGGCGCUGUGUCCCGCUGUGACGCCCUCUCAGACGCCGCCCUCGCCUUCACGACCCGUCCCCCUGCUGGCGGCCAAGCCCUACCGCCAACCCUGCAGCUCGCAUGGAGUCAAGAUGGACGGCCUGGUUCGAGUGAACGGGGACUCUGCCGCUUCCCCGCUGCAUUCGCCGUCGGAGAAGGAGGACCCCCCAGCUAACGAGGCUUCCUCCACUGCGCCUGAAAGCAUCCACCAGACGCCGGACAAGUCUUUUCCUCCUCUUCCUCCCCAGACGUCCUCCUCUUCCUCCUCUACCAUCAGCUCGCUGUUCAGCGGGAGGAACUGCAUCACCAAGACCACCAUCGUCACAGAGCUGACUCAGACCGUGGUGGAGCCACACGCCCCAGAGGACCAGGUGAACGGCAUCGCCACAUGUGAGGAGGCCGCAGGAGAGCAGCAGGCCACGUCAGCAUCUCUACCAUCUUCACCCACCACCAGCGUGCUGGAAUCCUCUCCCGCCCUCACAGAAGAACAGGAGGAGAGCAGCGUCAGCAUUGAGACCCCCAUGUUGAACUUGGCUAAGCGUGUAAAUCACUGGGUCUGGGACCCCAGUGAGGAGCGUAAACGGGUGGAAAGGUGGCAACAGGAGCAGGAGCGCCUCCUACAGGAGCAGUACCAGAAGGAGCAGGAGAAGCUGAAGAAGGACUGGGAGAAAGCCCAGCUAGAGGUGCAGGAGCAGGAGCGCAAACACCACGAAGAGGAGAGAAAGAUCUUGGAGGAGACCGUAGCGCCUCUCAGUCCCCGCGUCCUGGUCCAGCAGCAAGCCGCCCAGACGGGCCAGAGGUCCCCAUCUUCACAGUUCAAGGACGCCAUCAGCAGCCUCGGUCCGAAGCAAAAUGGCCACAAAGACGAUCAGCAUGCGUCAAAGCUGCACUUCCUGCAAGAUUCCGUGUGUGAGAAGAAACCAGGAAUAUGGAAGACGGCUUCCCUGGACCGGAACACCCAGCCCGGCGUGUCGCAAGGCGUUAAACGGUGCGGCAAGGUCUCUAACGACUCGCCGUACAUAAAAGUCAACGUGUUCUCUUUGUGCGGGUGCAACAGGUACGAUUCCCACGAGGGCGUCGCAGGCAACCAGCAGCUGCCGCCGUCACCCAGCAGGUGCGUUAGCGGGAAGAGGCUAUGCUCCGCUUGUUCUCAGCCGCUGGGGAAAGGAGCGGCCAUGAUCAUCGACACCCUGGGCCUGUUUUUCCACAUGCGCUGUUUCAAGUGUGGCCUGUGCCGGGGGCAGCUGGGGGACGCCGCAACCGGGACGGACGUAAGGAUCCGCAACGAACUGCUGACUUGUCACGACUGCUACGUUGCAUCACUCGGCAGAGGACAGCCCACCACGCUAUGAUGACCUCUCAUCCCUUGUCUGCGGGAAUACCGGAACGCACACCUCCAGUGACAUACCUGGGACCCCACCCCCUUUGUAUUUAACCAGGAAGUGCAAAAUACUGGACAUACGGGCGUGUUUGUAUGCUGGUACAGCCGUGUAGCAUGAUGCGUGUCCAUUAGGAAUUUACAGUACAAAGACUAUACACUAAGCACAAUACAGGAAAUAAGUACAAUGAUUUUAUGUUUAUGGAGGAAGCUCCACCAUCAUGAUGCCCUACCUUCUCAUCCUUAUCUUGGCUGUCUGCUUUGACACGUUUGCAUGCAUGCAUAUAUCAUACCAUAUCUAACUUAUUGCCGUCGUCCCUCGGAGGGGAUGCGUGGUUUGUGUUUGGCAUCAUUUCCUUUGUUACUUCUGGUCUUCUUUCCCCCUCCAAGGUGUUUGAAUGGUUCAACCGGUGCCUUAUGAAUUGAAUGCAAGCAUAUGCAGGAGUAUUUCACACGCUCCUCUGAAGGCGUGUGUGAGAUUUGACUUGAAGAACAGUUCCAUACCAGCAAAUAAAGACCAGGAUCAGCCUCUCCUCGCCCCGUUCAGCUCCUCCAGCCGCUGCUUCCUGGUUAUUAACAUUAUGGAAUCAUUCUCCCGUUUCUCUCAUUUCAUAGCAUCCUUCACCCCGCCCAUCCCCUCACCUCGGUCACAAGCAUCACCUCCCAAAUGCCUCUUUGCUUGGUCUCAUCGAGGAACGCUCUGCUCAGUCUUUUAAAGAAAAUCUAUGUUUGUCAAUAAAAUCUUCCAAC